AUCCAUAAUAGGCUAGAGCAUAGAUCUAGCACUAAUGUGUAAUUCCACCCCUAAUUUGUUCCGGUCUCCUAGGGUUCUAUUCUAACAAAGAUGGCAGCGAUACUCAGUGAGGACCUGAUAGUGGAAAUUCUAACAUGGGUUCCAGUGAAAUCUCUGAUGCGUUUCAGGUGCGUUUCCAAGUCUUGGAAUUCCCUCAUCUUCCAUCCCGCAUUCGUCAAAUUGCACCUUCAAAAUCAAAGGGCUUCCAAAAACACCCACCUCCUAUUAAGGUGCCGCCGAGAUAGCAUGCUUAAUCUGUCUGACGAAUUCAUCGGACCCUGUUCUAUUCACGGUUUACUUGAGAACCCAUCAUCCACUGUUGAUGAUGCUUGCCACCAAUUACACCCCGGAUACUUUUUCAUAGGUUCCUGCAAUGGCUUGGUUUCCUUGCUUUAUCAUUCUCGUUCUCUUGUUAGACAUGGAUCCAUAGAAUACCGGGUCCGGUUUUGGAACCCGGCCACAAGGAUCAUGUCCCUAAAUUUGUCUCACUUAACUUUCCAUUCAUCCCAGGAUCAUGAUCCUGGCUUUGGGUUUGGUUACGAUGAUUUGAGUGACACUUACAAGGUGGUGCUUCUCCUUUUGGACAUUAAAACAAACAAUUGGGAGGUGAGAGUUCACUGCUUGGGUGACACUGACACUUGUUGGAGAAAUACUGUAACUGUAACUUGCCCUGAUUUCCCACUUUGGGGAGGACGCGAUGGAAAGCUUGUGAGUGGCACUCUUAACUGGUUAGCAGUUCGCUGGGAAACCGAUACCGUGAAUCAGUUGGUAAUUUUUUCGUAUGAUCUAAACAUGGAGACAUAUAAGUAUUUGUUGUUGCCUGGUGGUCUUUCUGAACAUGCUGAUAACCCUAGUCUUGGGGUUUUGAAGGGUUGCCUGUGUCUUUAUCAUGGUCAGGAGCAAGUCAGAACCCGUUUUGUUGUUUGGCUAAUGAGGGAAUUUGGAGUUGAAAACUCUUGGACUCCGUGGCUGAAUAUGAGUUUUGAGCUUGUUCAACUCUUUCCACCUUGGCAAUUAUUGGCAGCGCCUUUGUGUAUGUUUGAAAAUGAUGAUGUCAUGUUGCUGGCAAACUACCCGCGUUCCCAAUACAUUUUCUAUAAUCGGAGAGAUAAUAGAAUAGUCCGUACUGAAGAUUUCAACGACAAAGUGCCGCUGUUCUCCCAUGAUGAUUAUGUUCAAAGCUUGGUUCUACCCUAUCGAAAUUAAGCUACCCUACAUUUCCUUGCAUGAAUUUAUGUUAAAUUGCGUAAGUGAUUUCAGAACCUUGCUAUUUAAUGUAUCCACAGGACAGAGAGUGUGAAUAAUUUUGGUGGUUCCUUAGUUUAAUUGAUUCUAUUUCUAUUGGCAAUUGCUAAUUGUGUGUGUCUGCUUUGGUUUUGGCUGAAUUUCCUUUUCCUGGUUGAUGCCUUGUUCUCAUCUCCAAUGAGGCAAGGGAAGUAUUUGGUGUUCCACUUGAAGUGUGUUUAGAGAGUAGAUACUCAUUGACAUAAUGACUGAAGCUGAAAUCCACUGAAAAGGCCUAUGUCACUGACAGUAACACUGUAUUGUAUAACUGUAUAAGUUAUACAUGUCAUGUGGCUAAUUUGUACUCAAUUAUGACUGUUGCCCUUUUGAGUUUUGACAACAAUGAAACAAUGUAUUUUCCUUAUUAUGGUGCAAAGUACUUUCUUUGUUUUACAAAGUUAAA
Molecule: messenger RNA, 1726 nt
Organism: Glycine soja
Lineage: Eukaryota; Viridiplantae; Streptophyta; Magnoliopsida; Fabales; Fabaceae
Product: F-box/kelch-repeat protein At3g23880-like
Exons: 1
Coding region: 91-1245 (384 amino acids)
Molecular function (GO): protein binding
Source: RefSeq, a predicted model, not a curated record